This is a messenger RNA of Pichia kudriavzevii, 1467 nucleotides long. RefSeq lists its product as uncharacterized. Lineage: Eukaryota; Fungi; Ascomycota; Pichiomycetes; Pichiales; Pichiaceae. The transcript has a single exon. Bases 1 to 1467 code for a protein of 488 amino acids. Gene Ontology annotation, biological process: NAD+ metabolic process; NADP+ biosynthetic process. The record is from RefSeq and is a predicted model, not a curated record. Gene Ontology annotation, molecular function: NAD+ kinase activity.
AUGUCUGAGACGAACCAAAGGAACAAAUCAUUACGUCGUUUAUCGUCGUCUGUAUUUCAGAAGGAACCUAUUUUGCAUGAGGCAUUGAUCAAGGAUAACACCAUGAACCAAUUCUCCUCUGAGAUAUCAUCCAACUCUUCUUCUAGCACUUCGAUUUCGUUGAGUGCAAACUUCCCACCACAGACACACGUGAAUGGAAUCCUGGCACAUAGUAUACUUGGUAGAAACAUGCCUGUUUCACGUGAUGAGAAUAUCAAACAUUGUAAAGACAUUGACAACGAACACAAUGCUGUUGAUUCGUUACAAGAAUCCCAAGGUUUAAACAGCGUCAGGUCACAUGUGGACUUGGCUAAAACAGCACACAGUGUUCGUGCUCUGGCGAAGAGACUGAACAGAACGACAAUACAUCUCUGUAUGAAUACUGUUUGCAUUGUUACCAAAGCUAGGGAUAACUCGUUGAUCUAUCUUACAAAAGAAUUGACUGAAUGGCUCUUAGUCACCAAUCCGGGGUUGACUGUUUAUGUCGAUAAAAACUUGAAGGCCUCACAUAGAUUUGAUGCAUCGGGAUUGGUUAAGGAUAUUCCGAAUAGUACACAUAGGUUAAAAUUCUGGGAUAAGCAGCUCAUACAGGAGGGACGAGUCUUAUUUGACUUUGUGAUUACUUUAGGUGGUGAUGGGACAGUUCUACAUGCCUCGACCUUGUUUCAAAAUGCAGUGCCGCCCAUCAUAUCAUUUGCAUUGGGAUCGCUAGGCUUCUUAACUUGUUUUGAAUUUGAGAAUUUCAGAGAAAUACUAUCAUCAGUUUUCAACCAGGGAGUGAAGACAGACCUGAGGAUGAGAUUUACCUGCAGAGUCCAUAGAGCAAAUGGUGACAUUGUAUGUGAGCAACAGGUUCUCAAUGAACUGACAAUUGAUAGAGGGCCAUCCCCCUAUGUGACUAUGCUUGAGUUAUACGGAGAUGAUAAUUUAUUGACAGUUGCACAAGCAGACGGUCUGAUUAUUGCUACUCCCACAGGAUCUACAGCGUACUCGUUGUCUGCCGGGGGAUCACUUGUCCACCCCGAGGUGAGUUGUAUAUGUAUCACACCAAUUUGUCCCCACACUCUAUCAUUUAGACCGAUAAUGAUCCCAGAUACUAUGAAACUAAAAAUCAAAGUCCCCCUUAGAAGCAGGUCGACGGCAUGGGCUGCAUUUGACGGUCGAAAACGUGUAAAACUAGAAACCGGCGACUACGUCGUAGUCUACGCAUCUUGCUACCCUUUUCCGACAGUUAAGGGGAAUUAUGACCAAUAUUUUGAUACAGUUAGUCGUGUUCUCAACUGGAAUAGCCGAAAAGAACAAAAGGGUUUUAAACAUUUACUCAGUGAUAAAAACAAGAAAAUAUGCGAUGAGGAGGAGAAGGAUGAUUUAGCCGAUGAAACAGAACAUGAGGAAUGGGAUAUAGAUUAUUCUGAGGAAGACUCUUGA